Molecule: messenger RNA, 2373 nt
Organism: Trichoderma reesei QM6a
Lineage: Eukaryota; Fungi; Ascomycota; Sordariomycetes; Hypocreales; Hypocreaceae
Exons: 3
Coding region: 1-2373 (790 amino acids)
Source: RefSeq, a predicted model, not a curated record
AUGUCCGGACUGAGGGAGUCGGCUUUUCUGCCGACGAUCAAGUGUUCGUCAUGCGGCAUGCAGGUGGAAAUCUCCAUGAUGGGAGAACACGCGUGUCCCGGGCCUGGCCCGGCGGUUGAGCUAUCGCCGCCUCCUGACAGCAACGCCAAGUUCCAAGAUCCGCCUCCCAGGUCAGCCGACCACAAGAUGUACAUGGCUCCAGGGCCGUUGACCCCUGUGAGCGCCGGAGGUUCGCGGAGCGUCUCACCAGCAACACCAUCCAGACCAUCCUUUGCCGACCAAGCAAGAGACUUCUUCUCGUUCGGCGCUGCGAAAGCGGACGAGCCCUCACAGGCGCCCAAUAAACUCGACAUAAAUGGCCAUCGCAGCUCGAAGAGCGUGGCCGCUGUGACAUCCACACCAGCUUCCACCAAACCUCUGGGUUUCAUGGAACGCAUGAACACCAUUGCUCCUGGGCCAUUUGACGCCACCCAGCGACCCUCGACGUCCCACGGGGCCUUCCCGGCGAAGAAGGAGUCGACCUCACGGUUCGACAUGCCUGUAUCAGCAGAGCCGGCCUUUAUGAAUGAGCGACCAGGAACAAGCAGCUCCAGCUUGUCUUCUGGGAGCAGCGGCGUCCCUUCCACCCCGCAGCAGCCCCGGAGGAACAACUACGAAGGAUUCGGUCCGCCGUCUGGGCGCGGGCUAGAUCCCAACGGCAUGGCGCCGCCGUUGAGAGCCGAGACCUUUCCGGGCCCAUCGAACGGCGAAACCCCGCGGCGACCAUCGUAUUCGAGUCCCAGAUCCGGUCCGCUGGCUACCGCGGGAGCCCCCCAAGGCGAGCGACGACCUUCCCUGGCUCCUGACACGUCGAGAAAACCUCCGCCGCGCAAGAGCCUCAUCCCCCAGCACUUGCCGACGGCCUCCCUCAACUUGGCCGCCGAGUUUGGUGCCAGCAACCCGUAUCACAACUCUACAGACUCUGCCUCUUCAGGCUACUCGACUUUUAGCAACCAGAGCCAGGGCACAGCGCAGACAAGCCCGGCAAGGUCCGAGGCGCGCAACAGCAUACCGGACGCGCUCAGAGUCAGAUCACAGGACAAACCGCGUCCAUCCAAUCUCCGACUCGACCCGGCAGCGGAGAUCGCCCCGCCUGCUCGAUCCCCUGUGCCGCGAUCGCCGUAUCUCAUUCCGGACGGAGAUGACGAACGAGUUGACCCGGCCAUCCAACCUGGCCUUGGUCAGCAGCCGUUCAAGCCAUACAGAGCUUUUAGCCCAGCCAUGUCCUCGACCCCUGCGCCAAGCCAGGAACCACCGGAGCUGGACUUGGGACCCAAGAAUGAAAGCUCUCCCAAACAGCCUUCUCCCAGACAAUCUACCCCUAAACAGCCUUCUCCCAGACAAUCUACCCCUAAACAGCCUUCUCCCAGGCAGUCAAUCCCUAAACAGUCUCCUCCCGGGGAAUCUCUUCCCAGGCAGUCCACUCCCGUGCAAUCUCCUCCAAGGCAGUCCCAGCCCGCACCGGUGGCAUCGACCCCGAGACAGUCACCACCAAGACAAUCGCAGCCUGCACCGGCAGUAUCGCCCCCGAGACAAUCACCGCCAAGACAAUCCCAGCCUGCGGCGCGGGAAUCGCCCCGCAAGUCCGAAGACCGGAAGGGGUCCAAAGAUCUCAAACUUUCGUCUCGCGGCGACUGCAAGGCCUGCGGGCAGCCCAUUACUGGCAAGAGUGUCUCUUCGGCUGAUGGUAGACUGACUGGAAGAUACCACAAGGCCUGCUUUGUCUGUGCCACAUGCGCAAACCCGUUCACCUCGGCAGAGUUUUACGUUCUGAACGACAAGCCCUACUGCGAGCAGCAUUAUCACAAGCUCAACGGCAGCCUGUGCGGAAGCUGUGGACGCGGUAUUGAGGGGCAGUUCCUUGAAGAUGAGUCUCAGACCAAGCACCACCUGAACUGCUUCUGCUGCCAGGACUGCCGCCAGCCGCUUGCGAACGGCUACUUUGAGGUCGACGGCAGGGCCUAUUGCGAGCGAGACGCCCUGAGGAGAACCCAGCCGCCACCGCCCGCCCCCUACCCUCGAGGACCGCCGGGACGAGGCGGCUACGGAGGCCCUGGAGGCCCUGGCCCACGACCAUACGGACCACCAGGACGCAUGGGACCGGGAGGCCCAGGAGGUCCAGGAGGCCCGGGACCCCGACCGGGCUACGGCCCUCCUGGCCUACCCAGAGGACCUGCCCCUUACGGUGGCCCACGGCCCGGCCGCCCCGGACCCGGCAUGGGACCAGGCAUGGGCCCCGGUAUGGGACCCGGUAUGGGACCCGGCAUGAUGGGACCCGGCCUAAACCCGCGACCCAAGAUGAACAAGAGGAUGACACGAUUGGGCAUGAUGUAA